Molecule: messenger RNA, 978 nt
Organism: Kluyveromyces marxianus DMKU3-1042
Lineage: Eukaryota; Fungi; Ascomycota; Saccharomycetes; Saccharomycetales; Saccharomycetaceae
Gene: FAF1
Product: Faf1p
Exons: 1
Coding region: 1-978 (325 amino acids)
Biological process (GO): maturation of SSU-rRNA from tricistronic rRNA transcript (SSU-rRNA, 5.8S rRNA, LSU-rRNA)
Cellular component (GO): nucleolus
Source: RefSeq, a predicted model, not a curated record
AUGGUUCUGGCAGGGGAAACAGCGACCAGGAUGGACGAGGAGUAUCUGAGACAGUUGGAGGUGCAGCGUGCGGCGUUUGAGGCCCAGUUUGGGUCGCUUGAGAGCAUGGGCUUUGAAGAUAAAACCAAGACCGAGGUUGUAGAAGAAGAAGAUAGUGAGAGCGAAGAGGAGCAAAGUUCGGGCAGUGAGUCGUUCCAUGGAUUCAGCGAGGAGGAGGAGGGAAGCCAGGAUGAGGAAAGUCAAGAGGAGGAGGAACAACAGCUGAGAGAAGUUGAAGUUGAAAGGCAACGCAGAGGCCCCAAGGUGGUGAAGUUCCAGGAAACCGAAACCGAUUACAAGCCCAGCAAGAAGGAGCAACGACUAAUACGAAGCGGGAAAGUGCCCACCCUGCAGGCGAUCGAGAAGGCAAGUGCGAGUGCCAAUGCCAAUGCCAAUGACAGCGACUCCGACCCCGACCAGGAACAGGAGAACCUGCGCAACGACAUCGAGCUCCAACGGUUCCUCAAGGAAUCGCACCUCAUCAGCGCGUUCCAAACGGACAAAAACACCAUCCACGACUCCGAAUUGCACGGCAAGGCCCGCGCACGGACCUUGGAGACCAGACUCCAGUCGCUCUCGGCCACGAACGCCGUCAAACAGCGCACGCUCGAGACCGUCCCCAUGAACAUCCGCAAGGGCAUGGUCAAGAAGCACAAGGAACGGAUCACCAAGUACGAAUCGGAAGCACGUGACGCCGGCACUGUGUUGUCACGUGUUUCGCGCGGCGAGUUCCGCCGGAUCGACGCGACGUACAAGAAGGACAUCGAGCGGCGUAUCGGGCGGCACACUGCCGCGGGCAAGCGCGCGCAGGCUGGCGGCCGGGGCGGCCGCUCGGGCCCCAAGAGAGACUUUGGGCUCAAGGUGCAGACGGUGGGCCGCAGCACGCGCAACGGUUUGAAGUUGAGCGCGGCGGAUAUCGCCAAGAUCCGGGGCAAAUAG